AUGAAUCCCAGGUCCAGCUUUGCUGCGUCGGACACGACCUACCACAGCUUCCACGACAUCGAGCUGCAAGAGCCGCCGUCUCCCCCCCGCUCAAGAGGUGCCACCGGCUCGGACCACGCAGCCGACGGCGUGAAUCGGUCCAGCCAGCAGGCACCACCUCCCACGGCAGUGAAGAUGCAGCGGCGGGACUCGGGGUACGAGUCGCACCAGUCUGGCUCGGCCCGAACCUCCAUUUCCCACCCUCGGCCGGUCCCCCCGUCGCGGCGCAUGUCAAGCGUGUCUUCGGCCGGCGGCGCGGCCACGACGACUCGGACCCGGACACGGCCGCCCACGCGCCCGUCUGCCAAGUCGUAUCCCCAGUCCGCCACGCCGUCUCUGUACCCUCGCGGCAGCGGAGGCGCGCAACCACCACCGGGGUACUUCCAGUUCCCUGCCCCGGACCUGGUCGAGCUCGCCGAGACCGCGUCCCGCGCCGAGCCGUCGCCUCACCUGCCGCCGCCCACCACGCACUACUGGACAAGCGACAGCACCCGCCGGAUAGAGUACGCCGCCAUCGACGCCGCCAGCCGCGGUAUCAAGGGGUGGAUCAGGAGGCACCUCGUCCCGGACUGCUUCACGCCCAGACACGUGGCCUUUGACGACGACUCGGGCAGCGUGCGUCGCUACAGACUGGAGCUCGAAGAGGAACAAGACGAAAAGGUGUGCCCUCAAGCCAGAGAUCGCCGCAAGGGCUGGCACUUUUUUUCUCUGCGGAAAAGCAGCACCAUCUGA
Molecule: messenger RNA, 771 nt
Organism: Metarhizium acridum CQMa 102
Lineage: Eukaryota; Fungi; Ascomycota; Sordariomycetes; Hypocreales; Clavicipitaceae
Source: RefSeq, a predicted model, not a curated record